AUGGGCUGUGGGAACAGCAAGGUGCUGCCUGAGGCAUCCAAGAAGAGCUAUGUAAGUGUAGUGCAAUCACUUGUGGCCUUUAGUAAAGCACAUGAUGAUGAUGAGCUCAAGAAGCAGAUGGCGAAGCAAAGAGAUCCAUGGAUUUCCACCAGUGCUAAGAGUCCUCAACCAGCACCAAACAUCCAACAGCAUACACACAGGGAUGGACGAGACCAGGAGAAAGCUGCCAAGUAUAAGGACAAAUUUGAUCCACGUGUAACAGCAAGAUAUGACAUUAAGGCUCUGAUUGGUCGAGGAAGCUUCAGUCGUGUUGUGCGUGUGGAGCACAGAGCGACAUGCCAGCCUUUUGCCAUGAAGAUGAUGGAGGUAGAAGCUCCAGAGGGCCGUGAGGUGUGCGCCUCAGAGCUGGCAGUGCUGCAGCGGGUGAGCCACUCUAAUGUCAUUCAGCUGAUCGAGGUGUUCCAAUUUCCGCGGCGGGUUUACAUGGUGCUGGAACUGGCCACAGGUGGAGAGUUGUUGGAUCGUGUUGUCAGCAGGGGCCACUUCACAGAGAGGGAUGCCACCCAGGCCCUUCGUAUGGUGUUGGCUGGAGUGGGAUAUCUGCACAAACUGGGUAUCACCCACAGAGACUUGAAGCCUGAGAAUCUUCUGUACUACCAUCCCGGUGCAGACUCCAGACUGCUCAUCACUGACUUUGGAUUGGCAACUUUUGGUGGCACAGGAGCAGCUUCUGAGGUUUCAGAUCCUGACAGAAGCAAACGGGGAGAGCAUGGCAGAGCAGACAGGACUUGGUCUCUCAGAACCACCUGUGGAACUCCAGAAUACAUGGCCCCUGAGGUGCUACUGAGGAAGCCCUAUUCCUGUGCGGUGGACAUGUGGGCCCUGGGGGUGAUCGCCUACAUUGUGCUUAGUGGGUGCAUGCCAUUUGAGGACGACAGUCGCACUCGGCUCUACAGAUCCAUUGUGAGAGGAAAAUACAGUUUCAAAGGAGAUCCUUGGCCCUCAGUGUCCAACCUGGCCAAGGACUUUAUCCAGCGCCUGCUGCCGUUGGAUCCAGCCACCCGUUUGACAGCUGACCAAGCCAUCCAUCACCCCUGGGUGGCCACCAUGGCAGCCAGCUCUUCCAUGAGGAACCUCCAUCGAUCUAUUUCCCAGAACCUCAGGCAGCGGACGUCACGCAGCUCCUCCCGGUGCCCAAGCACAACUGUGAGCUCUGGUGACUGCAACAGUGUGGGCCUAGAAAAGCUAACCUUGCUGGAGAAGAAUCAAGAGUAGCUGCAGGGCAGGGCAUCUAGGUUGAGUCUCAGAGAGUCAUACAACAUUCAGCCAGAGGGCUCCAAGAGCAUCGCUGCCAUCCAACUGAAGCAGUGGAUUCAUGGGGCUAAUGAGGGAACCAGCUGCCUCAGCUCACUGUGUAUUGCAGUCAUAAACCUCAGAGUUACAAAUAGGGAGCCAAAGUGCUUGGGACAGGUGUUGUGACAAAAAAAAGUUUCUUCCCUUCUCUGGACUUCAGACAGGAGACCCCCGAAGGCUGAGUUUCAUCCUUCAUUAGUUUCUCAGGGUUAUGUUAAGCUGUUAAUGAAUAUCCUUCAGUUUUGACAUCCAGGCUUAUGAGACAGAACUGUCCACCUACACAAGGCCUCUAGCCCCUGGUUAUUCACAAAGCUCAGUCUAAUGGCUUCAAGGUCUCAUCUGGAUCAUUAUGAGUCACCACAUUACCUGCCUCUUAAGAGGUUCAUUCCAAAAAGGAGAAAUUCAUCAUUUGAGAAAUGGAACCUAAUCUUAGGGAAACGAUGAUGUACAAGUUGAAGAAAAACUUGCUUCCUCUGCUCUGAUCCUUUUCUGUUUUAAAAUAGAAUUUGAACUCCCCUGCACCAAACAGCAGGGAGAUUUACAUUCUUUAAACAUUUUGAGGCAGAAAUAAGCAAAUGCACUGUAGUCUUUUCUUUUGCUGUCAGUCCUCCUACGUGGCACCACCCACAGUCCUGUGUAACCACUGAAAGCACAAGCCAAACAUUUGGUGACAGGCCUCUAUCAAGUUAAAAUGAAGCUCUGGGUUUAAAGAGCUCUCUGCUCUCC
Messenger RNA from Scatophagus argus, 2079 nucleotides. RefSeq names its product serine/threonine-protein kinase H1-like. Gene Ontology annotation, biological process: protein phosphorylation. The record is from RefSeq and is a predicted model, not a curated record. The transcript has 3 exons. Gene Ontology annotation, molecular function: protein kinase activity; ATP binding. The coding region runs from base 1 to 1275 and encodes 424 amino acids. NCBI's taxonomy places the organism in Eukaryota, Metazoa, Chordata, Actinopteri, Scatophagidae.